Molecule: messenger RNA, 1176 nt
Organism: Rhineura floridana
Lineage: Eukaryota; Metazoa; Chordata; Lepidosauria; Squamata; Rhineuridae
Exons: 6
Coding region: 262-1176 (304 amino acids)
Molecular function (GO): DNA binding
Source: RefSeq, a predicted model, not a curated record
UCCAUUACAUUUGGCAAGUAACGGAACGACUAGUAAUUUCCCUACUUUUCAGCUGCAACUUUAACGUUUCCACAUUAGGUUGGACGUUACUUGGGGCGGGAACAAGGGGAAGUCAGCUCCUGGCUAUGAUUGGUUAACACAAGACAUGUGCCUCACACUGAUUGGACCUCUGCGCAGACUCUCUCUUCCCUCAUGAUCUGUGUUAGGAGGCACGAGGGAAGAGGUGAAUAGGCAGGGCCUGCUAGCGUCUGAGAGGAAAAAAUGGACGCCGGAGGAAAAAGCCAGGGCAAGGACAACGGAGGAGAAGGCAGCAGCAGAAUGGAGAAGAGCUGUGGAGAGACGCCUGUUGCAGGUUUUGCUGCUGAGAGCAGCAGUCAGUUAGUGUGGCCACUUGAGUCACAGCUUGUUGAUCCUGAGGAGGCAAAACUAGAAAGUGAGGUUCAGAAAGGAGGCCCUGUGCAUGAGGAGGAGGAGGGCAUGAAGCAGUGCCAGUUGCCCACAGCCACAUCUGCAGAACAGCAAGUACCAUGGUUUGGCUUUGAGAAAGCUUGUACAUUUGUGAGCCAGAGUGGGAAAAAUGUUGUUGUACGAUGCAAUUACUGCCUUCCAAGGAUCAAAAAUCUGAGAUCAGCUGUUUCCUCCUCAUCCAAUGUGAAGAAACAUUUUGAGAGGGCACACCCUGAGAAGCUAAGAGCAAUUGAAGAAGCAAUAAAGGCAAGGAGACGUGGCCUUCCUGAACCAAUGCAUGACACCCCUCCUCCCAAAAUGACUCUGGACUUUACGAGAUUACCUCAAGGGUACCAAGAGAGUCUGACGAUCUUUACACAGGCCUUAGUGAAUGAUUUGGAAGAUCUAACCGUAACAGGAGGGUCCACGCUGGUCCUUUACGUGGAUGGUAACCUGGAUGAGCUGGAUGGGGCAGAUGCCCAUGACUGUCAACAGCUUGUUAGACUAAUUGCUACGCCACGCCCAGACCUUACCAACACUCCUAUUCCAGACCCAGAUCUGAUCUUAUUCACUGAUGGCUUUUGUGCCCGGAAUGAAUAUGGCCAACUAGAAACAGGGAUCCCAGAUAAUAUAGUUGGUGAAGAUCAAUACAAGGAACAGGAAAGCAUCAGAGGUUCUGAAGCCUCAUAUGACAAAAAUUACAAGAGGGCACUAGGGGAAUCCCAAUGA